AUGGCGGAAACGAACACGGCCCGUAGGAGAAGGUCUAGUAGCAUCCUCCAAGUCUACCACGAGCCCCCUGAGACUGUUGAGCAGCUCAGUGACCGCGCGGCACUCCCCAACGGAAACGCGAACUGGGUCAACGCCAAAGGGGCAUGGACAAUCCACCUCAUCCUCAUCAUGUGUCUCAAGAUCUUCUACGAUAUCAUGCCAGGCGUGUCGCAGGAGACAUCGUGGACUCUGACGAACAUCUCGUACAUGGCUGGAUCGUACCUUAUGUUCCACUACGUUCGAGGAGUGCCUUUUGAAUUUAACGCCGGGGCAUACGACAAUUUGAACAUGUGGGAGCAAAUCGACGACGGAGCCCAAUACACACCCGCCAAGAAGUUCUUGCUCAGCGUCCCGAUCGUGCUGUUCCUCCUCAGCACGCACUACACGCAUUAUGAUCUGGCAUACUUCACCAUCAACUUUCUCGCAGUCCUUGCGGUCGUCAUUCCCAAACUACCAUUUAGUCACCGAAUGCGAUUUGGGCUCUUUUCAGGUGUGCCCGAGGAGGCGUAG
This is a messenger RNA of Diaporthe citri, 549 nucleotides long. RefSeq lists its product as uncharacterized. The coding region runs from base 1 to 549 and encodes 182 amino acids. Lineage: Eukaryota; Fungi; Ascomycota; Sordariomycetes; Diaporthales; Diaporthaceae. The transcript has 3 exons. Gene Ontology annotation, biological process: negative regulation of ceramide biosynthetic process; intracellular sphingolipid homeostasis; ceramide metabolic process. Gene Ontology annotation, cellular component: endoplasmic reticulum membrane. The record is from RefSeq and is a predicted model, not a curated record.